GUAAUAACGGUUUUGGGUUUUUGCUGGUCGUUCACUUUUUACGGCUAACUAAUUAGUACUUGAAUAAACGCACGGGAUUUUUGCGAACCGAUCGGAAAUGUUUUCGAAAUCAUAUAGUCUCUGUGAGUGCGACUUGAAGUAAUUCAUUUAAAUGUACUGAAACAUGAGAUUUUUAAGUGAUUUGGGAUUGUGAAAUGGUUAAAAAACGGUUUAAUUGUCGAAAAUAAAAAUAUAUAUAUCACAAUAUAGUUCUUCUGCAUUUAUGUAAGGACAUAUCAGCAUAUAGGCGUUCUAAUUGUGGAAUAAUUUUAAGCGAAAUAUUCAAACAGUCCACAACAACAAGCAGCAAGCUGUAUCAACAAAGUCCAGCUGCCCUAAAAAUAUGCCAUCAAAUUCAUUAAAUCCACCGGCGUUAUAGCAAUCCACAGAAGCUGCCACAGUAUUUGAAACAUAAAGACUAUUUGAGAUAACCAAGCCGCGUUUGAGAAAAUGCAGCUUAAUCAUUUACUAAAUUGGGCAAUAAGCUGCGCUUUUAUUUGCCUGCUAACAGUGGAUUUCGUUACUUCACUGCGAGAUGUGCGCGUCAAAAUCCCACAUGCCGCGCGACGCGGUGAAAAGGUGACACUGAAGUGUCUCUACGAUCUGGAGGGCGACAGUCUGUACUCAGUGAAAUGGUAUAAAGGACGGCGCGAGUUCUACAGUUUCACGCCGAAAGAAACGCCAGCAAUUAAAGUCUACCAGAUAACAGGCGUGAGAGUGGAGCGUUCAGCAUCCAAUGAGAGCCAAUUAGUACUGGACUCGGUUACUGUCUCCACGACUGGCAAAUAUAGUUGUGAAGUGUCAGCAGAUGCGCCAUCUUUUCACACGGAGAUCUCGGCCGGUGAACUGGAAGUGGUUGAAGUACCGGGAAAGGAUCCAGCUAUUUCCGGCAUAAAAUCACGUUAUCGUGUUGGUGACAUAGUUCGUGGCAAUUGCACGUCGCGACAUUCCAAGCCUGCAGCAAAUCUAACCUGGACCAUAAAUGGACGAGAGACCAACCCCUCUCAUAUACGCCAUCACAAACCCAUGCGAGAGGCGCGCGAACUGGAAACAGCCGUUUCGGGCAUACACUUCGUGAUCACACCGCAGCAUUUUAGCGCAGGAAAAUUGAAGAUACGCUGCACUGCACACAUACACGAUGUCUACUGGAAAUCGACAGAGAAAUCGAUUGAAGAGGAACGCCACAAACACAACAUCAACUCGGUUAAUACAUUUUCAGAUGAUUACUUUGAUUCGGAGGACGAGCAACUGAUCGAUCGAUCAGACACAUAUACGACGCAUAUAAAAGGUGCCGUCUCAUCCUUGAAUGCCAAUGGCGCAACACAACAACAUUGUCAUUGCCUGUCAUUGCUGGUGCGCUGGACGACAGUGGCGCUGGCGGCCUGGCAUGCUACGCGAUAUUUUCACCAAUUAUGCCGGCAAUUGUUUGUUUGGCGUGAAACAAUGGCGUCAAAAGGAACAACAAUGCAAGCAAUCAGAACAACAACAACAGCAGCUACAACAACCAUAGCGCAUAAUAGGACCCAAGCGCGAGCCAAAGGGCAACUAUUAAGUGGGACAAGUGCUGACGAGGCAACUUCGAAAGCUGCCGUAAUGACAACACAAGCGCGAAAAGCAACAACAACAAGAACAGCAACAGCAGCAGCAGUUGUAGCAAUGACAGCUUGCCGCAGCAACUGGGCAGCCGCCGUCGCGCAAACAAAAUAUCGAACGCGAAAUGAAACGACGAGUUCACAAUUAAUAGAGAGCAUAAACGCGCAGCAACAGUUACAGCGCCGGCCACAACAACACUGGCAGCAGCAACAUAUAGUUGGCUUUGAAAAAGGGCCAACAACACAAAAGCUGGCACAACAACUACAAAAGCACUCGAGGAAAGGGGCGGCAACACUGCCAACAAUGCGAAUAGCAAUUAAAGCGAAAACAGCAAAAACAACAGUGAAAACAGCAACAACAAAUGAUGCUGUUGCAGCAAAACUGUUGCUUGCGCAUGCAACGCCAACGGCAACAUGAUUCCAUCGUCUUUAGAAUACGAGUAUAUAUAGUAGAUAAAAACAAAACAAAAAAAAAAUCAAGAAAAAGUGGUGUAGAGUGGACGAGCGAAGCACGACGAACUUCUUUGACACACAAAAUUAUUCUCUUCGGCAUUAGUGAUGAGUUCUGCUCGCAUUCUCCUAGACUUACUUAAACUACUCUUAAAACCCAACUGAAUUUGUGUCGGAUGUGUAGUUUAGACAUUCAUUUACCGAAAAUUCCGAAAAACUGACGCCUAAAGCGAUUUAAAAUUUGAGUUUUUCAGACGAAAACUAAAAAGGCCAUAAGCCAUUUGAUGUUAGCCGCCAGCAGUUUGUGAGCAAGCAAUUAAUGCACAGGCAACUACCAGCUAUAGAACACUAAUAACACUAGGCGUGUGCCACACAAAGUUACAAAAGCACACAUAUAUAUACAAAAGUUGUAAUGAAAAACUAUUACACAGGUAUAUUUACUUAAACACUCAUAUUACACAUGUAAACAGUUACCAACGUACAUAUGUUGUACUUCCAAUUAUGUAGGCGAUCAAACUGCUAAUUUUCCCAUGCAAUAAACCAAUAAUUUGAUUUUGUUUUCAAAAUUCAAUACAAAUAUCAAUUAUAAACGCUUAAUUUGCCGACUGGAGUACUUAGGCGUUUACAUUUUUUUUGCCCACCACUUAAUAGGCCACUAAAUAGGCGUUGUUAUUGCAUGUUUAUUGAUUACUAAAAUUAUUUUGUUAUGAUUUUCAAUAAUGAAUAUUAAGGUAAGUACUUAAACUCGUGCAAAUAUGUACAUAAAGAAUCAAAAAAAAAUAAUAAUAAUAAAAGAAAAGAAAAAACAGAAAAGUGUAUUAUCAGCAAACAAAGCCACUCAAAACUCCAUAAAACAGCUAUAAAUUACUUUACCGUUAUUUAUACAAAUAUACGCCCAAUAAUAUAAAAUUAAUUUAUGUACUUGUAACCAGUGUGUAGAUGUGUGCAGAUGUAAGUACUUUGAACAGAAAAUAAGGAAGAAGGUCUUUUACUUCUAUAUUUUCUUUAAUUUUCUUUUAUAUAUUUGUUACAUUUUCUUUACGAACUAAAUAAUUUAUAUCGUCAUCUAUAAUACAAAAUAACGUAACAUCACUUUUCAUAUGUUAUGAGGCGAGGAAAACCGAUGUAAAGGAAACCACUCAUAUUCAAAGAAAAAUUUAGUUUUGGUUAUAAAAUGGUAAUAUAUUGGUUAAAUGUUGGUUAUAUAUUGGUUAUUUAUUGGUUAUAUCUGACAGCAAAAGCUGUAAAUUUUUGGCUACAUAUAUAUAUACAUAUAGUAUAACAUCAUGUAAUGAAUCGUAAGCAGUAGAAAACUUAAUUUCGGUUUUACUGAUGAUGCUUUGUUUCGCAUUUUAGGUGACGAUAUAAAUAUUCAUUUAUUAAAGCCUAACUUUACAACGUUUUGUGUAUGCAGUGUGACAAAAAAUUACACGGAAAUUGUAAAUAAAACACAAAAUAUUGAAUUAUUUAUCAUUUUUAUUUUGCCGCCUUCAAAGU
This is a messenger RNA of Bactrocera tryoni, 3578 nucleotides long. RefSeq lists its product as uncharacterized. Bases 490 to 2049 code for a protein of 519 amino acids. The record is from RefSeq and is a predicted model, not a curated record. Lineage: Eukaryota; Metazoa; Arthropoda; Insecta; Diptera; Tephritidae. The transcript is spliced from 9 exons.